UCAACACGAAACAUGUGCGUGAAACACGGAAGUCAGCUUAUCAAAUCGCAUAUAUGUAAACUAAUAGCAUAAAUAUCCCUUUUUUAGUUACUUAGUGGUUAGUUUUUUUAAUGCGCGCGAAUGUAGAUUGUUUUUAAUGUCACGUCACGUCCGUCAGGAUUUACGCGCUAAAAGUAUCUCAGUCUUAGUCCCUUUAUUCAUCAGGGGUUGCCACAGCUGAAUGAACCGCCAACUUAUCCAGCAUAUGUUUUACACAGCGGAUUCCCUUCCAGCUUCAACCCAGUACUGGGAAACAUCCAUACACACUCAUACAGUACAGCCAAUUUAGUUUAUUCAAUUCACCUAUAGCACGUGUGUUUGGACUUUGGCGGAAACCAGAGCACCCGGAAGAAAUCCACGCUUGCUCAGGCUUGUCUGGACAUGGCGUCUCGGUCUGGAGAUGUGAUGCCACUCUAGUGAUGGAGAAAUGAAGACAGAGGUGCCAGAUUCAUCUCUCCUUCAUUCUCACUAUUUGUGGGAGGAGCUGAUGGGAAAAAAGGGGGAAUAGAUGGAGAGACAACAGAAGAAACAGGCUGAGAGGAAAGAGUGGCCGGCCACACCUGAUGAAGAAGGAGAUGCUGAUGGUUUUACAAAUAAAAGAAGGGUGAUGCUGAUGGAGACGGCAGCAGGACCUGAUUUAUUCAGGAAGAUGCAAAAGGAGGAAAGUCCACCAUUAGAAGCCUCUCUUUCCUCUGAGCACACAGACACCUGGGCUCCAUCCAUCGUGUCCUCCUCUUCCUCCUCUCUGCCCUGUCUCUCACCUCCUCUUCCUCCGUCAGUGGGUCUGGACGGUGUGCUGGUGGAGGAGCGGCUGGUGCUGGAUGUGUAUCGGGGUGGAGCAGAGGUGCUGCCGGUGUUCUGGGAGUUUGUUCAGGAGCGGAUGAGAGGCCUGCAGUACCUCAGACUGGGCUCGGAGGACGAGGGGGCGCUAGAGAGAGCACUGAAGGUCCUGCCCCUUCUGACACAACUGCGUUCUCUGGCCAUCAGAGGUUGUCGUUUUCAUGAUCCUCAGGGUGAUCCUCUGCCGGGUCUCCUCUCCUCUCUGCCAGACUCAGUCUCCUCUCUGUCUCUUCUCGUCCACCUCGAUCUCUCCUUUAACCAGCUCUCUUCUCUUCCUCCCUGCCUCCUGUCUUUCUCUCGUCUCUCUGAGCUCCUGCUGUGUCAUAAUAAUCUGACGACUCUACCGGAGGGCAUUGGAGCUCUGGGGUCCCUGCGGCGGGUGAGUCUGCUGGGGAACCGGCUGGUGGAUCUGCCCCGGGAUCUGGGCCUCCUCUGCAGGCUGGAGGAGCUGGACGUGUCCUUUAACCUGCUGGAGAAUCUUCCGGAUGAACUGGGCCAACUGCAGAACUUGCAGCGGCUGGAGCUGUCAAAUAACAGAUUAAGAGCUCUGCCGGAGACGCUGGGGUCUCUGCGCUCUCUGAGGCAGCUGCUAAUCCAGAGUAAUGAUCUGAGGAGUGUUCCUGAAUGUUUACACUCGCUCCCGAUGCUUGACAAUCUGGACGUGCGGAACAACCCUCUGGGACGCCCGCCAACACCACCUCCACUCGCCCACACCACCCCAGUUGUGGAAGAUUCUGAUAUCCCAGAGCUGCAUCUUGGAUUUAAUCAACACAGUUUUCAAGUGUCUCCUGCUGGCUGCCACGUGUUUCUUCCUGGAGGGGCGGAGCUCUUGUUUCCACGGCAAUGUGUAGGCGUGGUCACUCAGCUCCAGUGGGCAGAGAAGAGGCCGGACAGGAAGUGGGUGUGGCUAGAGGAGCAUGAUGUGCUGUUGAGUCGCCAGCUGGAGCUCCGCCCACAUGGAGCCACAUUUGAGAAGCUGGUUGAGGUGUGUAUUCCGUAUCGUAAAACGCGGAAAGGUGACGUGGUUGUUCGCAGGUUUGAUGGUCAGUCUUGGACGACGCAGACCACCAUGACCAGAAGAGGAAGUGACAAACACAGCUGCAGGCCUGGAGGACGUCCUGCACGGCUGGCCUGUUGCAGUGUGUCUCAGUUCUCCUGGUUUGUGGCCGUGCGUUGUCCGUUUUUGGACAGUUGCUGUGUGUCUUCAGAGGGGGCGCUGCUGGUCUCUCAAUGCCAUCCAGGGAUCAAACUCACUUUCCCUGCAGACUGCACAGCGGAGACACGCACUGUCACACUGCAGGUCCUGCAGGUGGCGCUGUCUGAGGUGCAGGAUCUGACUGGAGACCCUCAUGCCAGCGCUGGUCCACUGCUGCGCCUCUCUCAAACUCCCAGCAUGCACUUCCUUCAGCCAAUCAGAGUGCAGGUUCCUCUCCCACCUGGAGUCACUGGACACAUGGUGGACCUGUCCCGUCUGCACCUGAUGCACGGCGACCCCACGGCCCACACCUGGACAGACGUCACCGCUCAAGUGUCCCUGUACGUCACACACAUCUACGCCGUCUUCUUCAUCACACACUUCUCAUGGUACUGGUUGUGGUACACCACUCACAGGUGUGUUAGCGGAGUGGUCAGAAAGAUGUAUCACCGAUUGAAACAGUUUCGGGUUCGAUUUCUGGCGCUACAGAGAAAAAACGACCCAGAGCAGAUUUUGCUGCAGUGCCUGCCGUCUGACAAGGCUGAAAGUCGGCUGGAGUCUCUGGCUGAUCAGUAUGAAGGCCCUCAGCCGUCUGAGCUGUGUGUCCUGCUGGAGGGAGAGCAGUUUUUCGCUGGCUUUGAGAGAGGCAUUGACAUCAACUCAGACCGUCCAGACUGCAAAGACGGCAGACUCUCGUUCACCUUUUACUCUCACCUGAAGAAUAUUAAAGAGGUUUACGUGUGCGCGACCCACCCGGUGCAGACCACCAUUAGAGGACAGGUGUCUUUUUACCGUGGUGAAGUGCCGAGUGAUCUUCCAGAGGAAGUGGCCAGAAAAAGAAAAGGUCACGAUGACCAGUGGAUGGCGACACUUCCUCUGCGGAUUCCGAAAUCAGAGAUUGAUGGGAGCAUCUCAGGUGAGCUGAACCUGGGCGACCCAGAGAGCGGAUACCUGACCCAGACCAACCUGCUGUCUAUCUCCUUACGCAUCAACCAGGAGUGGCAGAACAUCGGCAUCAACCUGGGCAUGAGCUACGAGCAGCUGGAGCGCAUCCGCCACCAGCACAGGUGAGAGACCGCCAGCAGAUGGCGCUGAGAUCACCGCAGUCCUCAUUAAAGUUCACAUGGAAU
This is a messenger RNA of Danio aesculapii, 3204 nucleotides long. RefSeq names its product p53-induced death domain protein 1 (gene pidd1). The transcript has 16 exons. Lineage: Eukaryota; Metazoa; Chordata; Actinopteri; Cypriniformes; Danionidae. Gene Ontology annotation, molecular function: protein binding. The record is from RefSeq and is a predicted model, not a curated record. The coding region runs from base 548 to 3145 and encodes 865 amino acids.